Xiphias gladius (swordfish) is the source of this 2228-nucleotide messenger RNA. Its product is annotated as SAM pointed domain-containing Ets transcription factor. Gene Ontology annotation, biological process: cell differentiation; regulation of transcription by RNA polymerase II. The record is from RefSeq and is a predicted model, not a curated record. Lineage: Eukaryota; Metazoa; Chordata; Actinopteri; Istiophoriformes; Xiphiidae. Bases 376 to 1380 code for a protein of 334 amino acids. Gene Ontology annotation, molecular function: sequence-specific DNA binding; DNA-binding transcription factor activity, RNA polymerase II-specific. The transcript has 6 exons. Gene Ontology annotation, cellular component: nucleus.
GCCCUGGCUCCUUCUCACUUUGUACACACCCCCAGCAGGUGCUUUCACUUGAAGCUUAGUUUGCAGUUGUGCUUUGCGCUGUGACUUUCAGGUUAAGUGUGAUUCUGCCAAAAGGCCUGGGAGGGUUCCGAGGCCUCGGGCUGGGGUCUCUGCGACAGUAAUCGGGGGGCUGAGACAGAUUGAAGGGUGCCCUCUGCCUGCUGCACCUCUGUCCUCAGGUAGCGGCCGGGCGUCCAGGCUGACGCGAGCAUCAGUCAGAAACGGGAUAAAAGGCCGUUUUUCAUCCUGAACAGAAACAGAGCUGCGCUGCAUCUACCAUCAUCCAGUCAAGUCUUUGCAUCGGGCCAUCAGAGCAUCUUUGCCUCGGUACCAGUUAUGUCAAACUCAGUGGGCAGUUUAUCCGAAGGCACAGUUUAUGAGCCCCGGAGUGGGAUGACGGAGGACUCCCUCGCCAUUCUGGAGCGAAACAGGGGCUCUGGAGAGGCCUGGGACAUGGGGGAGACCAAACCAAACGUGGAAACUCUGGAGCGUGGCAUGCCAGGCAUCUUCCUCUCCUGUUUCGACAUGCUUCUCACUGAAGAUGCAACGUGGCUAGUGAAAGUCUCGGAGGCUUCCCCAACGCUGGCCGCACCCAUGACUCACAUGGAGCCCUGCGAAGAACCAGAGCAGUGCCCCAUCAUUGAUAGCCAGGAACAGGGACUCUCUCCAGGGAUGGAGGGCCAGGAGGAGGAGCGGUCUCUGGAGCAGGUGCAGAGCAUGGUGGUGGGAGAGGUGCUGAAGGACAUCGAAACAGCCUGCAAACUGCUCAAUAUCACCCCAGACCCUAUAGAGUGGAACAUGGGAAAUGUGCAGAAGUGGCUGCUGUGGACCGAACACCUGUACAGGUUGCCCCACGCUGGAAAGUCUUUCCAGGAGCUGACAGGAAAGGACCUUUGUGCCAUGAGCGAGGAGGAGUUUCGCCAGCGUUCGCCACAGUGUGGAGACACGCUGCACGCGCACCUGGACAUAUGGAAGUCAGCUGCCUGGAUGAAAGAGAGGUGUUCAACUGGAGAUACCAAAGCUACAGGCGGCGAGGAGCUUUGGUCUGAAGCCGAUUCGUCCUGUUCGGGUCAGCCUAUUCAUCUGUGGCAGUUCCUCAGAGAGCUCCUGCUAAAACCUCACAACUAUGGACGCUGCAUCCGCUGGCUCAAUAAAGAAAAAGGUAUUUUCAAAAUCGAAGACUCGGCUCACGUCGCGAGACUGUGGGGACUCAGGAAGAAUCGACCUGCUAUGAACUAUGACAAACUGAGCCGCUCCAUACGUCAGUACUACAAGAAGGGCAUCAUCCGCAAGCCCGACGUGUCUCAGAGACUGGUGUACCAGUUUGUUCACCCAGUAUGAGGCUGCAGCAGAAUGUGGGAGGAGGAGGUGGAAACCUACAAAAUUAAAAUAAAGGACACGUUAUCUCACCAUGCACUUGAACACCUAAACCCGAGAUGAAAAGGCGAGAACACGUGCACUGACCAACCCCGAUGGUACACACUUCCACUGCCAAAACUGAAGUAACAGCUGGCAGCUGCUGCAGGAAGGUUUAUCUGUGCACGGGCCAAGAGGAAGAGACAAAACAAUGUGGCCGCUGAGGCUUUUUCCAGCUGCAGAAUGAGACAACCACAGAUUUAAAAAAAAAAAAGGAAAAAAAAGAGAAAAAAUGAGGUGAACUGCCUUUAAUUUGCAUGAUCUGCCUGUUUAUUUUAUCCAUAAUGUGACUCUCACUCAUUCUUCAUUCAUUACAACAAACAGUUAGAACUGAUACUUCUUACUCACAAGCUUCAGGAAAACGCCCAUUGGCCACAGCUGAAUUUGCUUUGCCUUUUUUGUUCUGCUCAUCUUGACCGUGAUCUCUGUUUGAGUUAGAGCCAGUUUUUCUGCCACAGUUGAUCAUGUGGGUAGGAUUGUUUUGCUUCUUUUGUGGGUUUGGUCAUGUUAUACACACAAUCAGUCAGUCAGCUCCCGUAACCAACUACAACUACAAGACAGGCACUCUUUUUUUUUCUUUUUUUUUUUUCUUAUCUGAUUCAAAGGUGAAAACCUUUGGACGAGCCUUAAUACCUUGCUGUGACUCUGUUUAUAAUGGUGUAACUUGGUAAAGAGUGAUGCAUUUCCUAAUUAUUGUUUUACUGCUGAGGAGCCCUGCUUUAUAUAUUAUGUUUUCAAUCCUGGUUUAUAAUGCUGUAUACUGCAUCUUAUGU